AUGGUAGGGGCGUAAUUGGUAUAGAAAUCCGGCUAUAUAUAUGCUCCAUCAAUGUAAGUCGCAUCAGUUUCAUAGGCCAUCUCAGCUCAGGUAGUCACCUGUCCUCCUCCAGACGGAAAGCAGACGCAUCGCAACCACCGCCGAGCAUGAAGCUGAUCAUCGCUCUCUUCGCCCUCGUGGCCGUCGCUGUCGCGGCACCAGUUCAAGACAACAGCCAGACCGUGGUCGUGAAGGAGACUCCCUUGGACAACAUCGGCAUCGACGGCUACCAGUUCGGUUACGAGCUGUCGAACGGCGAAAGCCGCGAGGAGUCCGCUCAGCUGGUGAACGCCGGCACCGAGAACGAGAGCCUUGCUGUCCAGGGUAGCUUCAGUUAUGUCGACCCGGCCACCAAUGUCAGAUACACCGUCAACUACAUCGCCGACGAGAAUGGAUUCCAGCCGCAGGGCGCCCAUUUGCCGGCCUGAGUCGUCGAUGAAUUUAGUCUUUAAAUAAAUUCUUAUUUUUACUUAA
Molecule: messenger RNA, 513 nt
Organism: Harpegnathos saltator (Jerdon's jumping ant)
Lineage: Eukaryota; Metazoa; Arthropoda; Insecta; Hymenoptera; Formicidae
Product: flexible cuticle protein 12
Exons: 2
Coding region: 147-467 (106 amino acids)
Cellular component (GO): chitin-based extracellular matrix
Molecular function (GO): structural constituent of chitin-based larval cuticle
Source: RefSeq, a predicted model, not a curated record